Molecule: messenger RNA, 471 nt
Organism: Stegodyphus dumicola
Lineage: Eukaryota; Metazoa; Arthropoda; Arachnida; Araneae; Eresidae
Product: protein CNPPD1
Biological process (GO): regulation of cyclin-dependent protein serine/threonine kinase activity
Cellular component (GO): nucleus; cyclin-dependent protein kinase holoenzyme complex
Molecular function (GO): protein kinase binding; cyclin-dependent protein serine/threonine kinase regulator activity
Source: RefSeq, a predicted model, not a curated record
ACUUUGUAUGCCGGUGAUUUCAAUGGCUUUACUGAUCUUCCUGAUCACCCUCCAAUUGCCUUAACAGGUUUAGCACUGGAACUAUUUUCGAAAGCUGUACCAAAUUAUGGACUGGAUAUUUUGGAUAUGGACUAUGUUUCAACUGCAACUAAGGCUGCCCAUAUUUCUCCCUGUGCCAUGAUUUUAGCAUUGAUAUACUUAGAUAGACUGCAGAGAAAUAAUAGUGAAUAUUUAGAAACAGUAUCACCUUCAGGUCUUUUUGUCGUUACAAUGCUGGUUGCUUCCAAAUUUCUUUUUGAAAAUGAUGAGGAUAUUGUGACAAAUCAAAUGUGGGCUGAAGCUCUUAAUUUUGAUAUUAAAGACUUAAAUGAACUGGAAUAUGAAUUUUUGUCAGCAAUCGACUGGAAAGUGUUUGUGGAUUAUUCGGAAUAUUUCUUCUACUUAUGCAGCAUGAAAAACAAUAAUGAAUAG